This is a messenger RNA of Psylliodes chrysocephalus, 1274 nucleotides long. The record is from the annotation of a GenBank genome assembly. Lineage: Eukaryota; Metazoa; Arthropoda; Insecta; Coleoptera; Chrysomelidae.
CCGAAAAGAGUUCCCGGGGAGAGUGCCUCCCCCAUUGGAAAGACACUUCACUAAUGCGACUACACUAGUAUGUAGUUCGAAAGUAUUAACACAAAUAACACAAGGGAACCUAAAAAUAAAGUUAAACGAGAAAACCCAACAAAAAAGACUGAAAAUUGAAAUUAUAUUUCAAAAUACUAUUGUCACGUUGACGGAAGUCGGUAUCCAAUGUCCAUCGGAUGCUGUUAUAGUAAAGGUACUACAGGUGAUCCAAAAGCUCCAGUUGUAUCUCAUUUUAAUGUCGUAAACAAUGGAUAUUUCAUAGGAAAGCGAAAUAGACUGAACCAAAAACAGCACCGACUAUGCAUUCAGAAUCCCCUCUUCCACGCUUACGGAUCUAUCAUAGGAUUGAUUGGUGCUUUAAAUCACGGUACCACUGUGGUACUUCCAUCUGACAGAUACAAACCUGAAAAAAAUUUAGAUGCUUUGAAAAAUCACAAAUGUACAGUAGUCUAUGGUACUCCUACAAUGUACGUUGACCUGGUUAACCUCCAAAAAACGAGACAAGAAAAAUUACAUUUAGAAGUAGCAGUCAGUGGUGGUGCCAUAUGUUCACCGCAUUUAUUUGAAAAUAUGCAAAAAGUUCUUGGUGUUCAGCAGGUUAAGUCUAUUUAUGGUUUAACCGAAACCUCUGGAUCCACAUUUCAAUCACUGGAAGACGAUGAUGCAGAAAAAUGUACUAAAACUGUGGGAUACUUGCAAGAUCAUUUGGAGGCCAAAAUCGUUGAUGAAAAUGGAACUAUUGUACCAAGAGGUACUGUCGGAGAACUGUAUAUUAGAGGGUAUUCGGUUAUGUUAAACUAUUAUGAGGAUGAAGAAAAAACUAGAGAAUGUAAAGAAGAAAAUGGAUGGUUCCAUACAGGGGAUUUGGCUUUAUUGAACGACGAUGGAUAUGCAGUAAUCGCAGGCAGGUUAAAGGACAUGAUUAUUAGAGGUGGUGAAAAUAUAUAUCCAAGAGAGAUAGAAGACUACUUAAAUACUCAUCCUGAUAUACUAGAAUCACAAGUUGUCGGUCUGCCACAUGAACGAUUAGGCGAAGAAGUGUGCGCCUGCUUAAGAACAAAGGAUAAUAAACAAUUAACGGUGGACGAUAUCAGAGCAUUCUGCAUGGGAAACAUGUCUACUUUUAAAUUUCCCACUGUAGUUAAAAUUUUGAAAGAGUUUCCCAAAACGACGUCUGGAAAAGUGCAAAAAAACAAUUUGAUUAAAAUUUUAACGGAAAUAUAAAUAAUGAC